UCGCUAUCAUUCGGGCUGAGACUCUUGAAAACUCAAACGGGGGCAGGAAGUUCGCCCUCAUUUUACAUCGUCGAUUCGAAAUCCGGUGAACCACACCGCGCGCAUUUGCUGAUAAGUUUUUUUUUAUUUCACCUUAAUCCCGAACCGGAAAGUGUAGAUAUUCUAUUGACAUGAAACUGGUGCAUCUUCUAUCGGUCGUAUUGGCCACGCUCUUCGCAACUAGUGUGGUUCUGGCUGAGCGUGAUGAUCCACUUCAAGUAUUCCCGCAGCUGAAGCGUUCCAAGAAAGUUCUCUCAGGAUUCGUAGACAUCCUGGGCUCGAUUCAGAGUGAAGUUGUUCUGGCUGAAGAAAGCUAUAUCAAGAACUCUAUCAAGGAUGAGUCAGAAAUUUUGAAGCUACUGACAGCCGAUGACGUCCAGGUCAGUGGCCCUCAGUGCAUCGAAUUCGUUAAAACCAGUACCAAUCUGUUGAUGAACCUGGCCGGCAUUGGAUACACCAACUGUUUCAACGAAGCCGACGAUGAACUCUACAACGAAAUCUCCAAAGCAACUUCCAUCAGCCGGGAGAAGUACGACCAGUUCAACCUGAUCGGAGCCUUCCGGGGCGAAAACAUUUUUGUCGAUUCCGGCCGGAUUCGCGAUAAAAUUUCCACCCGGCAGCGAAGUGGCAACGUGGUACCGAAUUUAUCCCAGGAAAAGCUGGAAGAGAUCCGCAACGUGGCUAGAAACAUCAAAGAAAAUUUCCUCCGAUGCAUGUCGACGGCCCAGGAAAAACUGGCCGCAAAUUUGGAGCACACUUCCCGGCAAAUUCGGGCCAUUUGUGGGGCCGAAUCUUCCAAGCAAAUUUUGAAUUAGAGAAGCUUAACGUUUGCACGUAUGCUGGUUGAUUCCUCUUUUUUCCAACGUUUUUAUUUUAUUUUUACAACACUUGAGCACAUGUACUGGGUUCGCAUAAGCGAGAAGAAGCAGUCGUUAAUGAAAUAAAUUAUUCAUUUUCUCGCUUCGGUGAAAGCUUUUGAGUAUUUGUUGCGGGGUUUUGGCGUUCCGAGAAUACAGUUGGUUGUUUAGAGUUUUGUGGAAGAGAGUUCUGUUUCGUUUAUAUGGCAACGGAAACAAAGCACGUGUUCAUCUGCAUAAGCGACUGUAAAAGCUUAUAAGUGGUUUUGAUAAUUGAGAAAAAAAAUAACGAAAGAUUUAUACAAAAAUUAUUAAA
Uranotaenia lowii is the source of this 1212-nucleotide messenger RNA. RefSeq lists its product as uncharacterized. The transcript is spliced from 2 exons. The coding region runs from base 171 to 854 and encodes 227 amino acids. The record is from RefSeq and is a predicted model, not a curated record. Lineage: Eukaryota; Metazoa; Arthropoda; Insecta; Diptera; Culicidae.